This is a messenger RNA of Leptinotarsa decemlineata (Colorado potato beetle), 6391 nucleotides long. Its product is annotated as monocarboxylate transporter 12. Lineage: Eukaryota; Metazoa; Arthropoda; Insecta; Coleoptera; Chrysomelidae. The record is from RefSeq and is a predicted model, not a curated record. Gene Ontology annotation, biological process: transmembrane transport. Gene Ontology annotation, molecular function: transmembrane transporter activity.
AAUCAAGUACCACAAACGAGGGAAGAUCUCAUCUGCACCACCAACUCAUAUAUGCGUGUGAAGAAUGAUACUGAAGAGUCUUAGUCGACCUGAUCCUUCUUCUUCUUCUCGGACUACUGGCAGGAAUGGCAACGACCGACGAGGAACUCUCGAGCGAUGAGAGGCCGAGAAGAAGCGGCCUGUCCAGAUCGCAGAGUCUGCCGCAGUUGUCUCAUCAUGAUUCCGGCCUGGGGAGUUAUUAUGGGGGAUCUGGUGUGGAAGAUCCUCCAGCAAGUCGAGCAGUACGACUGGUUGCAGAUUUGAGACAGCUUCUGACCCUGAAACAGCAUUACUACCCCGAAGGCGGAUGGGGGUGGGUGGUGCUAGUCUGUGCCGUCAUCAUACACAUCAUAGGCCAGGGGAUGGUAACUUCGGCGGGAUACUUUUAUUUGGAGAUUCUCGAAAAGUUUGGCAAGGCGGUGAAGGAACCCACAGGAUGGUUGGGAGCAAUGUCUACCGGCGUUGCCCUCCUCAUCUCCCCUGUAACGAUAGCGUUCUGCAGACGCAAAUCCACCAGAGUGACUGCCGUUAUGGGAGGCCUCAUCACAGCUCUAGGAUGCCUGUUCACAUCCUUUGCUACUCAAUUCCAUCAGUUAUUCUUUAGCUAUGGCACCGUAGUCGGCAUAGGCGUAGGGAUAACCAGGGAUUGCUCGACUCUGAUGGUUGCCCAGUACUUUAAGAGAAGGAGAGAAUUUGUGGAAAUCUUUAUAGUAUCUGGAAGUGGACUCGGGAUUUCCACAAUGUCGCUCAUCAUCCGGAACACUAUAGGGACCCUCGGAUGGCGACUUGGUCUGCAAGUAGUAACUGGAGCUAUAUCCAUCACCUUCAUCCUGGGAACAUUUUAUCGCUCAGCUUCCCUCUAUCACCCACAAAGACGCGCCAUACUCCACAUAAAGAACCAAAAGCGAAAAAUCAAAGACAAAAAUAAGUUUGAAGACAAAGUUCCUUUCUUCGACUUCAGCACGCUGAAGAGCAAAACCGUUCGAAUUCUACUGAUCUCCACAGGAAUAAGCGCUUUCGGGAUCAACACGCCCCUAUUCUACUUAGCUUAUCAAGCGGAAGUGGAAGGUCUCGGCGAUUCCACGAUUUUCCUCCAGAUGUACUUGGGGUUGGCCUGGACCGUUGGUUGCGUCGUCUUCAGCACUCUGGUGCUGCACAGUUCUACGGAGUGUAGAAUAGCCAGGCAGUACCUCUGUCAGACUGCGGUGUGUAUGUGUGGUUUGUCAAUUCUCGCUUUCACUGUUGUCAGUGGAAACUAUCACGCAUAUGUUAUGUUUGCUUGGAUAUAUGGAAUCUUCUGUGGCGGAUAUCAUUAUUCCCUGAAGAUGUACACAUAUGAACGAGUGAGGGCCCGAAACUUUGCAAGGACAUGGGGAUUCGUUCAGUGUUCACAAGCAAUACCGAUAGCCUUCGGUGUUCCAUUUUCAGGGUACAUGAACGAAAAAUGUGGAGAUCGAGCAGGCUAUUACUUCAGCUCAACUUGCGUCCUGAUAGGCAGCUUGACGCUCUUUCUCAUCGAUCUGCACCGGAGGAAAAUUUCCCGACACAAACACACUCGUGAAAAUGGAACCCGACACCUCUGUGUGUCUGAAACCUGUCCGCAGAGGCGAAAACUUUCCUUCUCGCAAGAACCAGAUAACAACGAAGGAGGAGUCACGGCCGGAGCAGCAGCAGCCGCUUUGGUGCUGGGAGCUGACUUGGGGGGUCACCAGGGAGGAGCGCUGCUAGAGAAUAUAGUCUUGUCGAAUGAAAAGCCAGAACUGACUUGCAUUUCUGAAGAAGGUAUCGCCGAUAUGGACCUCCCAGACAACCUCCUCGAUGACUUGGACUACAUAGGAGACUGCAUUACGUCCUGUAAUAAAGUAGAGAAUUAUUUAAUGCUUAGUGAAUUCGAAAAUAACCUAAUUGCCGAAAUGCCUGUGAUACUGGACAGGAAAGGUAGACGAUGGUCUUUGGCCAGGUCCAAAGUUCCGCCAAACAACGAAGAAGUAACGAACGAAGAAGAGAACGGAGUAUCAAAAGGAAACGGCAGAUGGAAAGUUUUUCCCAAUAGAGUAAUCACCGUCAUAGAUGAGUCAUCUGUUUAGAUGUGUUCGAGAAUAUGAGUCACAGAUAUGAAAUGAAACAUAAUUUCAGAUAGUGUUGCAUAUAAAGUUGGAAGUUUAUAUAAAUGAGGGGUUCCUCUUGUAUUGGGACUAAAAAACUGUUUUCGAUAGAUGUAGCUUAUCUCCCACAUUUUUAAUGAAAGAUAAGCGAGCCCUCCUUUCGGUUUACUACUUUCAUUUUUGUCUGUCAAUUUUCAAUAUUCCUUCUCCAUAAGGAGUUAUAAAUGUACAGCUUUUUGAGAAGGGGUAGAUUGUUAAUGGUUUCUUUGCUUUCCAUUUUCUUGGAACUACUUUGCUUCGUUGCAUUUUGGGCAGAAUAUUCGGAUCGUAAGCAUACCGGAAGUUUUGUUUCUUAGUUUGAAGUAGAACGUUACCAGUAGAAUAAAGUUUAAGUGAACAGUUGUCCUUCAAAAGGGCCAUUUCAGCAACUCUGGUCGAUUUUAAACAGUUCAGAAUGAGACAUUUCGUAGUCACAAAAAUGCCUCUCUUAAUUCAGAAACGAGCUGCAUCAGGAUUUGCUCGAAGAUUUUAUGCAUAUAUGUAUGCAAUAUUCUAAAGACUAAUACAAUUACAGAAAUCUGUACAAUUUUUUAAUUUGAAACAGUAUUUAGUGUUUCUGAAAAUAUAUCUUUCGAAUUUCCAGCAGAAUCUCCAUGAAUCCAUGAAGAAUACCAGUGUUGAUCUUGAAACUAUCAGAGAACCAUCGUCAGGCAUUCGUAAAUGAUAAAGGAUACCUGUUUGCUUUUGUUCCGAAACACUAUAAUCAUUCAGAUAUAUAUUGACUCAAAACAAUGUCAAUAAUAAUGACUCUCCACAUCACUGAUAGUUCAGACACUCGUCUCUAGAUCCUCUUACUCUCAAUCGAAAAACCAACGAAGAGUCUUAGAUCAAUCUGAUUCAUCCAUUCUUUCAAUCCGCAUCUGACUCAAGUCAGAUGCGGAAUAUUUUCCUUGUGUGUUUCCGAUGACACUUUAUAUCCAAGAACCCUGAUAGAGGAAAGUUUCAACUGUUAUAACUCCAUAUUUAGAACAUGUGCAGUUAUCAUGAUGAGAUCAUUUGAUGGGAGUAUCAGCUGGCAGAAAAUGCCUGAAGAUCAUUAUAAAUAAUCUCUCAAAGAUUAAUUUGGAAUGAUACUAUAUUUUUUCUCCACAACAAAAAGCUUUGAUUGUCGAAACAUCCUACUGCUCGACUACCGUCGAGACUAUCUGUAACUGAUGCUCUCAGCGUAACCAGUUGAUGCAUUAUCUUAUUUCUUUCAAAUUCACAACUGGAAUCUUCUUCUGAUAGCAGUGGGCCAACUUUAUAACAGUAAUGCUUCUUUCACCAAACGCCUCAUUUAAUGUACCCUUGGUGAGGAGGUUUACAAGAUUGAGGUGGCUUGUUUUCAUUGUCUACCAUGACCUUUUAGAACAACUUUUUCAUUUUUGGUAUUUCAACUACAGAAUCAUCUAAAAAACUAUGGAAUCCUCUGUUAGUGGAUGCACUAAAAAUAACAAUUAGUAUCACCGUUUAUUUCAUGAAAUCAUAUGAUUAGAAAGUUCAUUCCAUUUCUAACUACAGGUCUACUCAACUAGAAUAUCAGUUUUCAUGGGUCAUGUAUGCAAUUCUGUUGAUCUCUGGUAAUAUUAGGAUGCAUCAGCUUCUGUUGGAGUGUAUUCAUGAUAUGAGUUUUAUGUCAAUCCAAUAGAUGACUCCUUUUCAAGAGGUGUAGUCCUUAUUACUGCUCGUUCUACUGCUUUCUGAAAUAUGGCUUUGAAAACCUCAAUGACCUGUAGUGCGGAUCCGUUGCUCUCUGGCUGUAAGGUUAUUUCUCAAUUUUGUCAUUUGCAAAUUUGUAAUACACGACCUAAGUAUAAAUCUAAGCUCAUUUUUACCGCUUGGUACCUAUAGUCAAUUUUUUAUGAUUUGAAUUCGUUCCAUCAACCCCUCAAAGGUUCAAUAUUUUGACUGUUCUCCAUUAAAAUCGUCUAUAUCAUCUUCCUAGUUGAGUUCUUCGUUCUAUUAUAUUCCUCUGACACUGCACCUUUGUUUUUUCAUAUACUCGUAGAAGUAGGUCCAAGCUCAAGCUUUUGAAAAGACUGACCAAUAUUUUGAUAUUGGAAAACAAAAUUUAUUUCAUAUUUGUGAUUCUCUGUGUUCUAUAAUACUACUGCCAAUAGAACUACUGUAUUAGAUUUAGAUACUCGAUAGGAACAAUGUGCACAGUAUUCAGCGUGAAAUUUAGAAAUGUGAUUUUUCAACAAUUUCCUUCAAGUCGGAAUUGUCAAAGAAAAGAAACGAAGAAUCCAACAACUUCUUUCAUUUUAAUUGGCACUGAAUCCGUCCCCACUUUGUCAGUGCAAUGAACGUAUAAUAUAGGCCUUUAGCAGAGGCAGAAAGUUCUGCAAAAUCACGCUGAAUAUAUGGUGCUUCUCACGUUUCUCAUAUUUCCAAUAGAAGUCAUUUUGUACGUCGCUGUUUUCACAUAAUUUUCUGCUGAAUAUAAAACCUAAACUAUUCUUAUCAUUAGGAGUAUAGAACCAUUGAUAAAAAGAUGUAUUCUCCACUUGAAACUAUGGAGAGUGAAGGUAAAGUGAACCAUGCUAGAUUAAUUUUUCGGGAUUUUUUUAACAUGUCGCUAGUUUACAGAAUCACCAUUUUCAUUCAACAUGUUACGUUCAAAGUUGUGCAUUGAUAUUUUCGCUUCAAUAUGAUGUUCUGGUGUACUUCGCUAUGCCGAUUCAAUAAACAUUCAGCUUUGUUUUUCGAGUUGAAUGCCUCACCUGCGUCCUGUGCCUUUAUUUCAAAAUAGCUUCGAUGACAACUGAACGAACAGGCCUUUCCCAGCUGCCGUUCAUGUGUGGUGUGGCCGAGCUACCAAAUCUGAAAGAAAUGUCCCUUAAAGAGAAUGUUUCAACUAGUUCAUCUUCAUUGAGUGGAAGUUUGAUGUAUUUACCCAGCGAAUUUAUUUCCAAUAGCCCCUUCUUCCAAUUAGUUCUUAAUUAGGGAUUAUCGCUGAAUCGGUUCAUAGUGAGUUUUCCAAUUCUAGAUGUACUGCUCGUGUUCUGAAGCAGGUGAAAAGAACGCCAUAUCUUUUCUCCCUUCUUCUUCCAAUCUAGAGGUCGAAAAUAAUCCAUUUCUGCAAAUGUAAAGGAUCUGACAAAAAUUUUCGAUCUGCAUUCUGUUGAAGAUGCCAAUUCAGGGCGGAAAGGUUUCGCACAUCUGGAAUGAAUUCCAACAACAUCGCGAUCAUAAAAUAUGACAUUCUUGGAAUUUAAAAUAUUCCAAGUUCCAUUGAUGCCCAUUUAUUUUCAAAAAUAGGAGGUUUUUUAUGCAAAUGUAACUUUCUUUCCUGGCAAUGAUUUGGCUGAAUCUUGUAACAUCGUCAGCGAUGUUCUCUUCGAUGGAAAUUCGGUUCCAGUCGUCUAUAUCUGUUUUUUCUUAUAUUUUGGCUGCUCUAUCGCAACAAAGGGUUAAUAUUUGUAGGACAUCCCCAAUUUCAGCCAGCUAAUCACUGUCUUUAAGUCUGACCAAAAAUUAAAAAAUCAAAUUUAAAAUUAUGGUUUUCUAAAAUGAGUUUCGUGAAUCUACUUGCCAAAACAGCAGCUUGUAGUUCCAUUUUUUAAUGGAAGUAGGUUUCAUUGAAGCUACUCCUGAUUUGGCUAUCCUGAAUGAAACACAAAUGUUAUUUUGGAAAACUGCUCAGAUAUAGGCUUGAGCUGCAUAUGCUUUUGCACUUGCUUCACACGAGUUUUCAGAUUCCUUCAACCGUUUCUUCCAUUCUCCACUUAUUUUCGAGUACAGUUUCUCAUCCCAACCUAAACCAGAAUACAAAAUAUCUCUCAUCAAUAUUUUUUCUCUGAUGAAAAAUUUUUGGAGGAAACUUGAUGGAUCAAACCAUUAUCCUUACUCUUUCAGUAUUUUUCUUUUCAUUUUCAAGAAAAUCUUUAAAGUUUCCAUAUUAAAACACAAUUCAUCAUUUUGUCCUGGGAAGUCCUGGGAAGCUAAUUGAAUGAAUUUGAUUUCUCCUUACUGGAAUGGAAUAGCCAAUAGUAAUAAUCAAUGGUGAUUAUUGUUUUUUACAAAAAUAAUAUUACUUCAUUGAGGAAAGGAGGAUGAACAAAGAGAUCAUAUUUGAAAUGUGAGAAACUCUGUAAAGAAUAGUCUGAUAUUUGUAAUCGAUGUAUCAUCAUUAGAACAAAUGCUGCAUUGUAUAUUGAAUGAUAGUAUAGUAAUUUAUAUCAGUAAUAAAAGGUAUUAUUCGACUU